CAACGGCCAGUUGCUAAAGGAAAAAGCCAACCGCUUCCGUGUUGUUCUUGUGUUAUUCUGGCAAAACAGUUCUUAUAGCGGCCGGAGCUGAUCUGACAGCCUACCGUAGGGCCUUUUAUCAUGGUUAUGUGAAGCUUGGAGAUAUUUUUAGCUCACUUUUUCCAAAAUGUCGUUGCUGCAGGGCUCCAAGAAGAAAGACAAGCGCAUUCUGUGCGGUACCUGCCCGGAUCCAAAAUGCCAGGCGCGGCUCUUCUUCCCCGCUCAUGGCUCCAUCAGCAUCGAGUGUACGGAAUGCGGCCAGCGGCACGAUCAGAGCGGCCUGCUGAACGUGGAGGAGGUCACCGACCCGGACGUGGUGCUCCACAACCUGCUCAGAAACGCCCUGCUCGGCGUCACCGGGGCCCCGAAGAAGGGAACCGAGCUGGUGAAGGUGAUGGGCCUCUCCAACUACCACUGCAAGCUGCUGUCCCCGGUGCUGACCCGCUACGGCAUGGACAAACAGACCGGUAAGGCCAAACUGCUGAAUGACAUGAACCAAGGGGAGAUCUUUGACUGCUCCCUGCUGGGGGACCGUGCCUUCCUGAUAGAGCCGGACCAUGUAGGCACCAUGGGUUAUGGCAAAGACCGCUCAGGGAGCCUGAUCUACCUCCAUGACACCCUGGAGGAGAUCAAGAAGGCCAAUGGAAACAGAGAGUGUCUUAUUCCGGUUCACGUGGACGGAGAUGGACACUGUCUGGUCCACGCCGUUUCCAGAGCACUGGUGGGAAGGGAGCUUUUCUGGCAUGCGCUGAGAGAAAACCUUAAGCAGAACUUCAAGCAGAACCUGGACCGCUACAAGAACCUUUUCCAGGACUUCAUCGAUGCUGCAGAGUGGGAGGACAUCAUCAACGAGUGCGACCCCCUGUUCAUCCCUCCUGAAGGAGUCCCCCUGGGACUGCGAAACAUCCACAUAUUUGGCCUGGCCAACGUCCUCCACCGGCCGAUCGUCCUGCUGGAUUCCAUGAGCGGGAUGAGGAGCUCUGGAGACUAUUCAGCCACCUUCUUACCUGGGCUUGUACCCGAGGAGCAGUGCAAAGGGAAAGACGGGAAGCUAAACAAACCCAUCUGCAUCGCCUGGAGCAGCUCAGGCAGAAACCACUAUGUUCCUCUGGUGGGAAUCAAGAACACCGUCCUCCCCAAGCUGCCACCUCGCAUGCUGCCCAAAGCCUGGGGCGUCCCUCAGGAGCUCAUCAGGAAGUACAUCAAGCUGGAGCCGGACGGGAGCUGUGUGAUCGGGGGCGACCGCAGCCUGCAGGAUAAAUACCUGCUGAGGCUGGUGAACGCCAUGGAGGAGGUGUUCAUGGAGAAGCACAGCAUCCACCCUUCAUUAGUUGCUGACGUACACCAGUACGUAUACAGGCGCACUGGAGUGAUCGGCGUCCAACCCGAGGAGGUGACGGAAGCGGCCAAGAAAUCUGUGAUGGAGAACCGUCUGCACCGCUGUCUGAUCUGUGGCGCUCUCUCUGAGCUCCACGUCCCGUCUGAGUGGCUGCUUCCUGGAGGGAAGCUCUACAACUUGGCUAAAUCCACACAUGGACAGCUGCGGCCGGACAAGAACUACAGCUUCCCCCUCAGCAACGUGGUCUGCUCCUACGACCCCCAGAGGGACGUCCUGGUCCCCGACUACAAACUGAGUUCCCUGAACACUUGCAACUGGUGUCACGGGACAUCGGUGCGGCACAUCCGCGGCAAUGGGUCGGUGGUAUACCUGGACGGGGACAGAACCAACACCCGGUCCCAGGGUGGGAAGUGUGGCUGUGGCUUUAAGCAUUACUGGGAGGGGAAGGAAUACGACAACCUGCCUGAAGCGUUCCCCAUCACUUUGGAGUGGGGGGGUCGGGUGGUGCGUGAGACGGUGUACUGGUUCCAGUAUGAGAUGGACCCGACACUAAACAGUAACGUCUACGACGUCGCCAUGAAGCUGGUCACCAAGCACUUUCCGGGAGAGUUCGGCAGCGAGAUCCUAGUGCAGAAGGUGGUCAACACCAUCCUGCACCACACGGCCAAGAAGAACCCUGACGAGUACAACCCGGUUUCUAUCGACGGGGCCCACGCCCAGCGUCUUGACGACGUGGAGACUCAGCCUGCGGCGGACCCGCAGCUGCCCACAAAGAUCAUCCUGACUGGUCAGAAAGCCAAGACGCUCCACAAGGAGGAGCUAACAAUGAGCCGGGCAGAGCGCAACAUCCAGCAGAGCAUCAGUGAGCAGGCCUUCGUCACUCAGAAGAGACGGACUGACAAACUGAAAAACGAGCAGAAAGGACAAGGCCGGUCAACUUCCCCCGGCGGCUCUCCAGAAACCUCCUCCUCCUCAGCUCCCGCCACCCCCACUAAAACCUCCUCCCCUUCCUCCUCCUCCAACAAGGAGAAGAAGAUCCGAGUGACCACCAGCGACGGCAGGCAGGCUAUGCUCACCCUGCCGGCCCACACCACCUUCUCAGACCUGCAGAGGAGCAUCUCCAACCAGCUGGACGUUCCGCCAGUGCAGCAGUGCAUUCGCUAUGGCUUUCCCCCCAAAGAGCUGCUUCCACCAAAGGAUGGCGAUGAGAAUGAGCCGGUGUCCCUGCAGCAUGGGGACCGGGUCACGGUGGAAAUACUGAGGGCCCCCGACGACAGGGGCCAGGGGGCCUCCAUAACCAGGGCGUCCAGCUCACACUCCGGCCUGCACUCGGUGAAAACCAACGACGCUGUGACGUCCAGCAGGAUGAGCAACCGGGAAAUCCAGGAGAGCAUAGACCUGGAGAUGUCCUCCCUCUGUCUCCUAGCAACCUUGAUGAGUGAGGACGUUUGGUCGUAUGCAAAGAAGCUCCCACACCUAUUCCAGCAGGGCGGCGUCUUCUACAAUAUUGUCAAGAAAGACAUGGGGUUGAUGGACGGGAAGCACUGCACGUUGCCUCACCUGACGGGGAAAACAUUUGUUUUUAACGCCGCAGAGGAGCGUCUGGAGCUCUGCGUGGAUGCCGCUGGUCACUUUCCUGUCGGCCCCGAUGUGGAGGAGCUCGUGAGGGAGGCCGUGGCGCAGCUGCGCUCCGAGGCGGUCUCUAGAGGCAGCAGAGAGGGGAGUCCGUCCCACAGUAUCCUGCGGCUGGGGAGCGGAGGAGUCGUACGGAAGAAGGAACAGCUUCAGAGCGUCACCGCCUUCCAGGGUAAAGGUCACUCUCUGGGGAGCGCCGGGGGCUCCUCCCCUCCAGAGCAUCGGCCAAUCACACGGCAGCACAGUAGUGGCGUAGACCUGAGUGCCAGUGUUUCCAGAGGACCCCCGGACCUGUCGGACAUUCCUGAGGACGCCACCAGAGAGCUGGUGCGCAUGGCCCCUGGCUUCGUCACCACCAAGGACGGCCGCGCCCUUGACCCCAGCCUGAUGGAGCAGCAGCGCCGGAAGCUGCAGGAAAUGGUCUCCUCAAUCCAGGCCUCAAUGGAGCGCCAUCUGAAGGAGCAGCAAAGUGCCGCUGUGGGCGGAGCCAGUCAGGAGCGAACUGGUGGGACCAACAGUGGCGCUGGUCAGCUGCCCUCCACUGCGGCUCACCAACCCACCGCUGCAGCGGGCAAACUGGAAGACAAGGUGGGGGAACCAGAGGAGAUGGAGAGCCAGGACGCUGGACAGAGCACUUCCAGCGAACCCAUGGACCACUCCUGAUUGGCCCUGAGCUGCAGCACCGCUUCCACCCCGCCUGACCGCCAUCUGUGGGUCUUAGUGCCUCAGGUCGGACCCCAAAGCUUAGGUCUUCAUAACGUUGCAUUGUCUUUACUGCAUGACUGAAGAGCGAGCUGAGCACCCUGCUGCCGGGGCAACAGUGGAGGCAGUGAUAUAUCGGGACGAUCCCUCUGCGAUACAUCGUGAUUCUGUCGCAGCCCUAAUUGUAUGUUCCCUCUGGUGACGUUCAUCUCAGAUGCAGGAAAUAAAUCCAUAAUUAAAAGGGAUUUAUUUGCUCCUUCAGCGAGAGUUUUCCCCUUCAGUUGAUGAUGUAUCGUAGAAGACAGGCUUGCAGUAUAUCCAAGUCCGGCGGCAGGAUUGUAUAUUCAGCCUUCUUAGCCUCACGUGCAGACUCCGAAUCUUCCUGCUUUAAACGUGCACAGAUAAUAGAGGAGAGAGAUAGGUCAGAUCAUAGAGCAGGUCACUUCCUGUUUAUACAGGAAGGAUUAAUCUCUGCAGACCUGCACCAAAUGUAUGCCCUGCAUAUUCGCUUCCAUUCAUGUUCAUUAUCUGACAAAUGCACCUGCCUCUAUACACAUCUACAGCCUUCACUGAAAUUUUCUCCCCACCCCACCAUCUGUCUGGAAAAUUAAUACUUGGUCUGUUUUAAUCAUUUAAGGAGUUGUGUUUCUGCCAUGUAAAACCAUCAAGCUGUGCCGCCUACAGGCAGGGCGCAGUAACUACAGAGGUUUAGUGAGCUCGGACCUCAAAGUGAGCUUUAGAUUUCUGCUGAACCUGACAUCAGCUCUGAGCAGAUAGUCAGAGAUGCAGGCGAGUGACUAAUUAUAGUAAACCAGGAAAUUGAAGUCUGAUCCAGAAUGUUUCUGUAAAACUGCUCCACAUUUGAUUUAUCUGUGCUGCAGUUAGCAAUACAAAGCGAUAACAAUAUGGUUCUCUACAUUUUUAUGCUCUCAAACACUAAAGGCACAUGUUCACAUACAGAUAUUAUACAGUGCCACAUAUUUUAUAUCAGAAAAAUAAAUCGAUAAAAGAAGAAGCUAAGAAGCCAUAUUGGAUACUGACUGUCAGGGUAAUCUGUCAAGCUCUGACUUUUCAAAGUGAAAUUCUAUUAUUUAGUGACAUUGUUGUAAUUUUCCUCCCUAGAAACUUGAAAAAUCCAACUUUUCUUAGCACUAACACUCAGUUCUGACUUGAGGUCUGCACUAUGCUUAACAGAAAGUUUUGGGCCAACAAAACUAAAUCUUAAAAGGAAAUGUUUCUGUGUGGAGAAGCAGACUUUAUUCCAUCCACAUUUCCACGUUUUUUUCCGCGGUGAACUGAGAGUGAUGAACGUUAUCAGUCUUAAACUAUAAGUUAAGAGGUGGAUCCACGUCUGAGCAUGCCUGCAGGAUGCAGAGGAUGUUUUUUAUGCCUUUCCUUUAAUUCAUCACUUGUCUGUUGAAUGUUUUAUAAAACUAAAACAUCCUAACAGUGAGUUACCAAAGAUUGCAGUGAGUAACAUUUUCUGAACGGCCUCAAACAGACGAGGUGGGCUCAGUUUGUCUGAUGAAGGUGAUGCGGAUCAGGAAGCAGACUGUAGUUCUUAGGACAGUGAUGGCACCUCUUGACCUGAAGAUGUGUCUGUUUACACUAAUAUGAAGCUGCAGCUUGCAACCUGACAGUUUUUUUUCUAAAUUCCUAAAAGCCCAUAAAACAGAUUUUAGUAUUUUGUAAUUAAUCCUUUACAUCUAAAAUGACUCUAUUGUUUGAGGGCCACACCCCCAGUUGCCAAAAUAAGAAAUCUGCCAAACAGAAAUUUGUUUACCAUUUAAGAUGAGGGGCAGCUAAGCUCUGGGAAAAUAAAUACCCCCCCCUUGUGGAUAAAAUACCUAAAUGCAACUUUUUAUUACUGGAAGAUAUUUUAUAAAUUAAAUUUAUGUCAAAUGAAUUAAAUCUUAGGUACAAGCAAGAUGUUAAAUAGACGCUUCUUAAUAGGACAUGAUUUUUGGUUACUUUUGUGGAUUUUUGUAAAAGUUUUAUAGUUUUUUUGCUUUGUCUCAUUUUUAAUACUCUUGUUAAAUAUGAACAUAAGUUUGUUUUCUGGGCUCUUAAAGCUGCUGCUGCAGGUCGUGAGUAGAGCUGCAUCUCACAUCCUAUCUUGACAUUCAUGUAAAGUUCUGCUUCACUUCCAGUUUAAACAGCAGCCAAAGAAAGAAAUUAGAUUAAAGCUUUUCAGAUUUAUGCUAUAAUUUACCAUCAUUUUAACCUAAUUACCAAAAAAUAAAAAAUAAAAAUACAAAGCUGAAUUUUACUGUCAGAUUAAUGGGUAAACCAAUCAGUAUGUUGCAUGGAGGCACAUUAACAAAAUUUCAGUGAUAUUUUUGGGAACCUUUAAUCUGUUUUGUUUUCUAUGUGAAACUGAGUUUUUGUUCUCACAUUUAAUGGUUCAGAUCAGUGUUUUGGUCUGAACAUCUUGGUCACUUUAAGAACUGGUUUGGUAACAGAGUCGAACAAGCCAGAACCGAUCAGAAUAAACCUUUUCUCAGGCGCAACCUGAGCUCUGGGUUUUCAACCUGCUGGAGCUGCUUUAGCAUCAGAACACCUUAAGGUCCAAAGGAUCACAGCUGGAAGAACUCCUAGAAUCUGUCUCAUAGAGAAAACUAUCAAUUUCAGUGAAAUCUCACAAAUUUUCUUCUCGUUUCUGCUUUACAGAAACUCAUAAAAUGCCUAAAGUUCAGUAUAGUUUUUGUUUGUUAAGCACAGAGUGAUUUUGAGCUCUUCAGCCCUUAUAAAUAUUCAGCAGACUUUUUUCACAUUGAUUUUACUGCUUACAUAAAACUAGAAUGCAUCUUAUUUUCAUCAAGCUGGUAUAACAUUGUGUUCCUGUUUUAUUUGCCAUGUUUUCCUCCAUAUUUUAACCUCUCCGAUGCUCAGGUUUGAUUUGUGUGGAUGUUGAUUUUAUUUUUUUGUAUGUUUUCUUUACCCAGAAGAAAACUCCAGCAUAAAAAAAUGUUAUAACACUAUGAUUGUUCACCUGUAAAUGAGAAACAAUGGAAGUUUCAAAUUCCCUCUUUAACAGGGAACAUUAGUCUUUAGCUGCCAAUGAACAGCAUCUUCCAUGUCUCCCAUCUUCAGACAAAAAAUCAGUGGGUUUAGGUAAAGAUCGGUUGGUUAAGCUAGCUUUGGAGCACAGUGGUGCACUUCUUCCAGGUUUGGAAAUCAGAUGUAAAAUUUUAUUCUUUGGGCUUAUGGUAGGGAAUUUGAGAACAGGCUUCACCAUUCAGCUCACUGCUCUCCUGUUUGAAGUGAAGAAAUGUAAAACUUGGCAUUUGGCAACUUUGAUGUUAAAGAGGGAAGGUCGGUGCAGCAUGAGCUGAAUCCAGUGCAGGAAAUGACUCUGGAUCAGAACUGUUCGCUGUAACCGACUCAUGGCUCCUCUUGUGACUGCUGUCAUCCUGCUGUAUUAUAAUACAUAGUGUAGAAUAUUUGGACUUGUACAGAAACAGCUCAGUUUGUCCUUCAGUUCGUCCUUUUGAAACUUUUCUCUGAUUGCUAAUAAAAUGCUGACAACACUCUGCUUGGACUUCGCUGUUUGCAUGUGUGACAACCUCUCAGCACCACCAAUAAAAUCACUUCCUCCA
This is a messenger RNA of Cyprinodon tularosa, 7314 nucleotides long. It is a transcript of the gene vcpip1, whose product is annotated as valosin containing protein (p97)/p47 complex interacting protein 1. The transcript has 3 exons. Gene Ontology annotation, biological process: protein K48-linked deubiquitination; endoplasmic reticulum membrane fusion; protein ubiquitination. The record is from RefSeq and is a predicted model, not a curated record. Gene Ontology annotation, molecular function: cysteine-type deubiquitinase activity. NCBI's taxonomy places the organism in Eukaryota, Metazoa, Chordata, Actinopteri, Cyprinodontiformes, Cyprinodontidae. The coding region runs from base 167 to 3676 and encodes 1169 amino acids.